UAUUGCUUACAGAAUGACAAGAAAAAAUACUUUCCGCCGCCGCCGUCCCCAGAAGCCGCCGGGACCCUCGCGCUGUCGCCGCCGCGGCCCAGAUCCCCGCACCUGCCGGGGGAGACCUUCAGGCAGGGCCGCACCUUCGAACAAAGGGUAGAUGUCCGACUUAUUCGAGAGCAGCAUCCAGCCAAAAUCCCGGUGAUAACAGAACGAUACAAGGGUGAGAAGCAGCUUCCUGUCCUGGAUAAAACGAAGUUCCUUGUACCUGAUGUUCAAGACGUCAACGAGAGUGAGCUCAUCAAGAUAAUUAGAAAGUGCUUACAGCUCAAUGCUAAUCAAACCUUCCUCCUGGUGGUGAGCGGACACAGCAUGGUGAGCGUCUUCAUGGUCUCAGAGGUGUACGAGAGUGAGGAUGAAGAUGGAUUCCUGUACAUGGUCUAUGUCUCCCAGGAGACGUUUGGGAUGAAAUUGUCAGUGUAAAACUAGAAAAAUGCAUCUAUUCUAGAAUUUUUUAAAACCUUUACC
Molecule: messenger RNA, 519 nt
Organism: Chlorocebus sabaeus (green monkey)
Lineage: Eukaryota; Metazoa; Chordata; Mammalia; Primates; Cercopithecidae
Product: microtubule-associated protein 1 light chain 3 beta
Source: RefSeq, a predicted model, not a curated record